Molecule: messenger RNA, 6233 nt
Organism: Diceros bicornis minor
Lineage: Eukaryota; Metazoa; Chordata; Mammalia; Perissodactyla; Rhinocerotidae
Gene: SLC8A1
Product: solute carrier family 8 member A1
Exons: 10
Coding region: 207-3095 (962 amino acids)
Biological process (GO): calcium ion import across plasma membrane; sodium ion transmembrane transport; cell communication
Cellular component (GO): sarcolemma; axon; postsynapse
Molecular function (GO): calcium:sodium antiporter activity
Source: RefSeq, a predicted model, not a curated record
UGCUCGCGCCGGCGCUGCACGGGAGCCUGCCCGCCGCCGCCUGCUUUGUGCUUCCCCCCGAAGAUGGGAGCGACCUCUUGCUGAUCGGGAGCUAUUUAAAAGGAGGGAGUGCGCGGCAUUUCCUACUAGCGUGGAGGAACGGGGGAAGGAUCCAUCCACGCUCCCCAAACCAGGUUGGGACAGUUGGAAGUCUGCCAUUGUACAACAUGCUGCGAUUAAGUCUCUCACCCGCCUUUUCGAUGAGAUUUCAUCUGUUGGCCAUCGUGGCUCUCUUAUUUUUCCAUGUGGACUAUAUAAGUGCUGAGACAGAAAUGGAAGAAGAAGGCAAUGAAACCGGUGAAUGUACUGGCUCAUAUUACUGUAAGAGAGGGGUGAUUUUACCCAUUUGGGAGCCCCAAGACCCUUCCUUUGGGGACAAAAUUGCUAGAGCUACUGUGUAUUUUGUGGCCAUGGUCUACAUGUUUCUUGGAGUCUCUAUCAUUGCCGACCGGUUCAUGUCCUCUAUAGAAGUCAUCACGUCUCAAGAAAAAGAAAUAACGAUAAAGAAACCCAAUGGAGAGACCACCAAGACAACUGUUAGGAUCUGGAAUGAGACGGUUUCCAACCUGACCUUGAUGGCCUUGGGAUCUUCUGCUCCUGAGAUUCUCCUCUCAGUAAUUGAAGUAUGUGGCCAUAACUUCACUGCGGGAGACCUCGGUCCUAGCACCAUCGUGGGAAGUGCCGCAUUCAAUAUGUUCAUCAUUAUUGCUCUUUGUGUUUACGUGGUCCCGGAUGGAGAGACAAGGAAGAUUAAGCAUUUGCGUGUGUUCUUUGUGACGGCAGCCUGGAGCAUCUUUGCCUAUACCUGGCUUUACAUUAUUCUGUCUGUCAUCUCUCCUGGGGUCGUGGAGGUCUGGGAAGGUUUGCUUACUUUCUUCUUCUUUCCCAUCUGUGUUGUGUUCGCUUGGGUAGCGGAUAGGAGGCUUCUGUUUUACAAGUAUGUUUACAAGAGGUAUCGGGCUGGCAAGCAGAGGGGAAUGAUUAUUGAACAUGAAGGAGACAGACCAUCUUCCAAGACUGAAAUUGAAAUGGAUGGGAAAGUGGUCAACUCCCAUGUUGACAGUUUCUUAGAUGGCGCUCUGGUUCUGGAGGUCGAUGAGAGGGACCAAGAUGAUGAAGAGGCUAGGCGAGAAAUGGCUAGGAUUCUGAAGGAACUCAAGCAGAAGCAUCCGGAGAAAGAAAUAGAGCAAUUAAUAGAAUUAGCUAACUACCAAGUCCUAAGUCAGCAGCAAAAAAGUCGAGCAUUUUACCGCAUUCAAGCUACUCGCCUGAUGACCGGAGCUGGCAACAUUUUAAAGAGGCAUGCAGCUGACCAAGCAAGGAAGGCUGUCAGCAUGCACGAAGUCAACACUGAAGUGGCUGAAAAUGACCCUGUUAGUAAGAUCUUCUUUGAACAAGGGACAUAUCAGUGUCUGGAGAACUGUGGUACUGUAGCCCUGACCAUUAUCCGCAGAGGUGGUGAUUUGACCAACACUGUGUUUGUUGACUUCAGAACCGAGGAUGGCACAGCCAAUGCUGGGUCUGAUUAUGAAUUUACUGAAGGAACUGUGGUCUUUAAGCCUGGUGAGACCCAGAAGGAAAUCAGAGUUGGUAUCAUCGAUGAUGAUAUCUUUGAAGAGGAUGAAAAUUUCCUUGUGCAUCUCAGCAAUGUCAAAGUGUCUUCUGAAGCUUCAGAAGAUGGCAUACUGGAAGCCAAUCAUGUAUCUACACUCGCUUGCCUUGGAUCACCCUCCACUGCCACUGUGACUAUUUUUGAUGAUGACCACGCAGGCAUCUUUACUUUUGAGGAACCUGUGACUCAUGUAAGUGAGAGCAUUGGUAUCAUGGAAGUGAAAGUAUUGAGAACAUCUGGAGCUCGAGGAAAUGUUAUCGUUCCCUAUAAAACCAUUGAAGGGACUGCCAGAGGUGGAGGGGAGGACUUUGAGGACACAUGUGGAGAGCUUGAAUUCCAGAACGAUGAAAUUGUGAAGAUCAUUACCAUUAGAAUAUUUGACCGUGAGGAAUAUGAGAAAGAGUGCAGUUUCUCCCUUGUGCUUGAGGAACCAAAAUGGAUAAGAAGAGGAAUGAAAGGUGGCUUCACAAUAACAGGGAAAUACCUGUAUGGCCAGCCUGUCUUCAGGAAAGUUCAUGCUAGAGAACAUCCGAUUCCCUCUACUGUAAUCACCAUUGCAGAGGAAUGUGAUGACAAGCAGCCGCUGACCAGCAAAGAGGAAGAGGAGAGGCGCAUUGCAGAAAUGGGGCGCCCCAUUCUGGGAGAACACAGCAAGCUGGAAGUGAUCAUUGAAGAAUCCUAUGAAUUCAAGAGUACGGUGGAUAAACUUAUUAAGAAGACAAACCUAGCCCUUGUGGUUGGGACAAACAGCUGGAGAGAGCAGUUUAUUGAAGCUAUCACUGUCAGUGCUGGGGAAGAUGAUGACGACGACGAAUGUGGGGAGGAGAAGCUGCCCUCCUGUUUCGAUUAUGUGAUGCACUUUCUGACUGUGUUCUGGAAGGUUCUCUUCGCCUUCGUUCCCCCUACAGAAUACUGGAAUGGCUGGGCGUGUUUCAUUGUCUCCAUCCUCAUGAUUGGCGUACUGACAGCUUUCAUUGGAGACCUGGCUUCCCACUUCGGCUGCACCAUUGGCCUGAAAGAUUCCGUGACUGCAGUAGUGUUCGUCGCACUUGGAACUUCAGUACCAGACACAUUUGCAAGCAAAGUGGCAGCCACCCAAGACCAGUAUGCAGAUGCAUCCAUAGGUAACGUCACUGGCAGCAACGCGGUGAACGUCUUCCUGGGAAUCGGCGUGGCCUGGUCCAUCGCUGCCAUCUACCACGCGGCCAACGGGGAACAGUUCAAAGUGUCCCCUGGCACGCUAGCUUUCUCUGUCACUCUCUUCACCAUUUUUGCUUUCAUCAAUGUGGGGGUGCUGCUGUAUCGGCGGAGGCCGGAAAUCGGAGGUGAGCUGGGUGGGCCCCGGACUGCCAAGCUCCUCACAUCCUGCCUCUUUGUGCUCCUGUGGCUCUUGUACAUUUUCUUCUCCUCUCUGGAGGCCUACUGCCACAUAAAAGGCUUCUAAAGGAACGAUCAGAUAUAGUAAAUUUAUAUAUAAAUAUAUAUAUAUACAUAAAAAAUUAUGGAUAAUGAACAGAGGAAACUGACAUUUGUCAUGUUCACUUACCUGCUGAUGGCAUCCAGCUUCAAGAGCAUACUCUGUACUAGGGCCGAAGUGAGAGACCAUCACCUCCCAUUCCCAAGGGCAUCGUCACGUUGAACAAGGCAUGGAGGCAGGGCCAUCUUUGCAGCUCAGCCUAGAGGGCUGUGUUCUCUCCACGUUCAUAAAUCGUUAAGUCUUUGAUUUGUUUUGUUUUUGCUUGUUUUUGAUGGGGGUUGGGGAGGUGGUUGAUGUUUGGCUUUUCUUUUAUUUUGUUUUGUUCUGUUGGGAGGAUCAGGGUUGUUGCUUCUCUUGUGGGAGGCAAUGACCAGUCUAAAUGCAAAUGGUUUUGUGGUAAAAAUUGAAAUCAUUAAGAUUACUCUCUCUUCCCCUAAAUACUUUAAAAAUUAUUUUGGAUUAAGAAAGGAUAUGAGCAUGGAAGAAGAAAGAAGCGUGUCUUCACCAUAUUACUAAAUUUCAUGCUUAUCUCUGGAACGUGAGCAGAGGUGAAGCUGCCGCUAAGAAGAAGCAUGGGAGUUUGAACAGGGCUAAGAAAAGUGAUGGUUCUAGAUACAGUCUGAUAUUUAAAGAUAUGAUGCCUGACACUCUUGUUCAACAGGUACAGGAAUAACAUGCCUAGAUUCCCAGGAACAUGCAAAAUCCUUUCUUUCUUCUCUCUUUAGCUCUGGACUGUGAUUAGCAAGGCCCUUAUUCUGAAGUUCCAGCCCAGCUAAACCCUCAGAUCCCCCAUCCCAGCCCUCCUCCUCCUGCCCACCACCCUUCAUGCAAACAGGAAGAAUAACCCCAUCCAAAAAGCACAUCAUCCUUUUCCAUUUGCAUCAGUAUGUGUCCCAGUCCCAUGUUGCUGUUGCCUGGGAUCGUCCAUCAGUUUUAUUUUCAAAAGCAUCCAUGGCUUGCACAAUCCUAUUCCAGUCAUGACUAUUUGCUCCUUCUUCAUGUGCCUGUUUGGGAAUAUUGUUGUAAUACCUGUUACACAGUGCAUGGAUGAAAAACAAAUAAAACAAAGUGUAUCUGUAUAUAGUAGAGUAUAGCAUAUACUGUUCUCCCAUUCAGCGACGUUGAUUGGACAUGGAAGACAUCAGUGAGUUUUCUUUUCACCUGAGUUGUAACUUUUGUGUUGUUAUCGAGUUUGAUUAUUACUAGGGGUAAAAGGAGAAAAUGGCUUAUUGUUCAUGGAUCUGCACAUUCAUUUCUAAGAAGCAAUAACUGUCACGCGAGAAGUUAAAGCUAUCGAGAGGACAGCAGGCAAACUACAAAGUAUGUUCAUGGAAAAUUAGCCAUGUGGAGCACAUCAGAGGCCUCUAAAAAUCGCCUGUUGGUUCAGGAAGGCCAAGGAGAAAGGCGUUGUAGAGAAGUGGAUGCGUUAGACGUGCCUGGGCUUUGAAAGCCUCCAUUUUCACAACACCCCUACCCCCAAAGUAUUUAUUUUACAUCUGCUCUGUCUGGCACAGAUGGUAGAUAGUGCUGGUUUGUUUGUUUUAUUUUUUUAUGUUAAAGGCUAUUUUGAGCCCUGUUUCUUUCACCGUCCAGACCCCUCUCAUUGUAUCUGCAGUUCCUGAGUAGGAAGGAAGCCAGGGUGACCCGUAGGCCUUUACAAGUGCAUCUUCUCUGCUUAUGACUAAGAAGUAAGCAAUUAAGUGAGAAGAUUAGUGCCUCCCAGGAGGAUGGCCCUGGGAGGUUUUUAACCCUGGAAAAGAAAUGGCUCUUUCUAUUUCAAAAUACCAAAGAGCAUGGAUGAACCCAACAUUCCAAAUUAGUGAGUCCACUAAUGAGGAAAAAUGGAAUGACUUUGGUCCUCUCUCAGAGACUUCUCUACCUAUAAAGAAUCCCAGGCUGGAGACACCCCUGGCCUUCUGUAUUGAUUCAAAGAUACUUAAGAAAUAAAAGCAGUUGAGAGUUAUUUUCUCUUCUUUCACUCAGUAAUCAUGAUCAUUCAUCAUUUAAUGAACAUUUGGUGAUUGAAUGAAUAAUUAAAUUCUGGUUACCCGCUCAAUACUGUGUUACUUUUGGGGACUAAACCAUGAACAAGAUAGCCAGAUCCCUGCCCUCAGGGGGUUCACAGUUAAUGUGAUUGCUAUUUCCAUGAGUAAAAGUUAACACAGCCACAUUGAAACAGUGGUAUCUUGCAAGGAAAAACACAAUUAUAAACUCUUUUAACCUAACCACAUUGAAACUGUACAAAUACAAUUGUUCAAAUAUCUAUUUUCUUUAACCAAGAGAGUAUAAAGUAUAGGGUAGGAAAAGCAUCCUCUGUUUCCUUGGCCAGUCUUGCAAUAUGUACAUCUCCCCGUUUUAAACCAAGAAAGUCAAUCAUGUUGGUGAUUCAGAUCACUGAGAAGGCCCAGUUAAUCCCAGUUCUUAUCUUGUUGGAUAACAGUACUUUUCUAUGCCCCACACCUCUACAAUUCCUCAGAUCUCCUGAAGACUCAUCCCUGACCUGGCAUGGCCCAACACAAUGGUGGCCUAACUCCUUUGGGGGCACAUUCUAACCCAUCUCUUUUUUUUUUUUCUUUUUUGAAGAUUUACUAAAUAGAAAGCUAGCCUAGAAAAACCAAGUAAAUAUAGUCAAGGGAUGUGAGUUUUUCAAACAUUAGAAAGAUUUUGCACUCAUUUUUAGCCAUAUUUGGAAUGUCAAUAAUCCCAUAGCAAAUUUUCACAGAAGACUUUUAAGAAAUUCUUGCCAUUGGUCAAUUUUAAUUUCAAAGCUUUUUGGUUUGUUUGCUUUUUAAGUUUUCAUGUUAUAGCGAAAAAUGAUUCUGGUUGUUCAGGGUUGUUAAUAAUUAUAGUUGUGUAAAAUUAUUUCAUUUUGUUUGAUUAUUUUAUUUUGUGUGUAUUGCGCACAGCUUUAGGGGAGAAGUGCACUAAUCGUGCUGUUCCUUAUAAAUGGUACACAUUAUUGACACAGACAAAUAAAGUUUCUAAUUGUUUCUGAUUUAAUCACUAGUGAUACAGCAUAUUCUGUAUGGAAUGUUUUCUCUCUUCUCAUUGUCAUCUACUUCAUUUUUUGUUUCAUGUUUUGAAGAAAUAAAGACCAAAAAGGUA